Messenger RNA from Nymphaea colorata (pocket water lily), 2759 nucleotides. Its product is annotated as AP2-like ethylene-responsive transcription factor AIL6. NCBI's taxonomy places the organism in Eukaryota, Viridiplantae, Streptophyta, Magnoliopsida, Nymphaeales, Nymphaeaceae. Gene Ontology annotation, molecular function: DNA-binding transcription factor activity; DNA binding. Gene Ontology annotation, biological process: regulation of DNA-templated transcription. The record is from RefSeq and is a predicted model, not a curated record. The transcript has 9 exons. Bases 751 to 2481 code for a protein of 576 amino acids.
UGAGUGGGAAAAAGGGAAUGAUUUUGUGGCGCCGAGGUCCACUCAAUCUGUCCCCCUUCCCCUUCUUCUUCUUCUCCUCCUCCUCUUUUUCUUCCUCGAGUAAAACUUCUUUCUCUUCUUCUUAGUGAAAAACUCUCUCCCUCUCUCGGUUAAACCCUAAAGCUCUGGGGAAGAGAAGCUAAGGGAGGUGCCCAUCAACUCGUUGGAGCUUAUCUCUCUCUCUCCCCCUUUACUCGCUUCUAAGGCUCCGGAGAAGGACAGACCCAGAUAAGUACUGUUCGGAGCUCUUAAAUACGGCGGCCAAAAUGUCGAAAGAUUGAAAAGAAAAUGAAGUCGGUGAAUCGAUUCAUAUAGCGUUUGUCUUGUCCCCCCUUCUAUCUCGUUUGAUUUAAAACCAUUUUUUAUCGAGAACCAUCUGGCCUGUUCUUCCUCCUUCCUUCGAUCUUUGAGAAGGACAUACGUUGCUGAUCACUAGAUAGGUGAGUUGGGAUAUCCUUCUCCCUUAGUGGUUAAUGAAGUCUUGAAGGAUCGACCGAACUCUCUCUGUUGCCUAAAGUGGAGUUCAAGGAGCGGAAGGAUCGAUAGGGUCUGGAUCUUUCAGGAACCAAGAUCAGGAAAAUAUCCAUCGCUGUUGCCUGUUCUACCGUUCUAACCUCAGUCACAUUCUGCCUCCAAAGAACGUUCUUGGUAUCUAUCUCCCAUCUGAUCAAGAAAGAUCUGCAACAAAGGAAGGAAGGAAGCAAGAAGGAGAUGGGAUCGUUGAACCCUAUGCUAUCUUUCACUCUCUCGCCUCUGGAGAUGUUCGAACCAUGCUCCACUCAGAACAGCACUCCAACCGUAUCGAACCUGCAGAGCUUCGCCUGCUACGGAAGCUCCGCGCCUGCCCAUCAACCCCUGCAGAGGAAGCUCGCGACCGACAGCGCCACCGCCUCCGAUAACUCGCCCCUCUGUCUCUUUGACGCAUUCAACCGACAAGGGUGGCACGGCGUCGACGCGCUCAACGGCGAGCCUGCCACCGUCGGGAAGACUGAGCCGGAAGAGUUCGGUGCGCCGCGGUUUAUCUCCGCCGGUGGAUCUCAACGCGAGCAGGAGAUGCCGAAGCUGGCCGACUUCUUGGGCUGUGGGCCGACGCCUUCGCUCAGCCAGACAGGCGGCCGGGGGCCUGAGCUCAACGCGAUGUAUGAAAGAGGGGCGAGCUUCUCCUUCGGCGAGCCGGAGCUCAAGAUGAUCGCUGCUUCGGGGAUGCAGGCGCUGCCGAUGGGAUCCAUGUCUGAGAUCGACUCGGUUUCCUGUGUGAGGGCUAAGACCCGCGGCGGCAACUUCAACGGGUGCUCUCCCGACUCAGGCAGUGACUUUUACUCCAGCUGCUUCCUUGGUGUCGGCCAGGCUCGUGGGUUACUGAGCCAGACGGAGAGCGUCGCGUCCGAUGGCGUGGAGAAGUCGGUGGUGACCAUCGAGUCCGCUGCUUCCAAGAAGACGAUCGACACGUUUGGGCAAAGGACGUCGAUUUACAGAGGGGUUACAAAGCAUAGGUGGACGGGAAGAUAUGAGGCUCAUCUAUGGGACAACAGCUGCAAGAGAGAGGGCCAAGCAAGAAAGGGUAGACAAGUUUAUCUAGGUGGUUACGACAAAGAAGAAAAGGCAGCUAGGGCCUACGAUCUUGCUGCUCUCAAGUACUGGGGUCCAACGGCCACUACCAAUUUCCCUGUGUCGUGUUACUCGAAAGAACUUGAGGAGAUGAAGGAUAUGACAAGACAAGAGUUCAUUGCUGCUUUGAGAAGAAAAAGCAGUGGAUUCUCUCGGGGAGCUUCCAUUUACAGAGGGGUCACCAGGCACCACCAACAAGGCCGAUGGCAGGCAAGGAUAGGCCGUGUAGCCGGCAAUAAGGACCUUUACUUGGGCACCUUCAGUACUGAAGAGGAGGCAGCAGAAGCCUAUGACAUAGCGGCCAUCAAGUUCAGAGGCGCCAACGCCAUUACCAACUUUGAGAUGAGUAGGUACGACGUCAACGCUAUCAUGAACAGUGCCCUCCCCCUUGCGGCCGCUUCCACCACCGGCGGCGCCACCUCGUCUUCUUCCUCCGGCAACAAGAGGCCCAAGAUCUCCUCCUCCAACACCCUCACGCUCGGGACGGACGCCUUCCACAGCACUGAUGUCGUCGCUGUCCCCCAUUCCCUCCUCUGCAGCCCCUAUGCUGCUGGUCCUGCCACCACUACCACCACAGCCUCUCUCAUAGACAACUUCUCUCCAUUCCAACCAGCUCACCAUAACCAGCUGUUCAACCCCAUCUUUCCUUCUGCCACUGACGAUGCCUCUGCCGUUGCUGCUGCCACCAUCGUUCACGAUUCCCCUCUUCCAGCUCCCGAUCUGUGUGGCCGGAGCUACUAUAUCGCCAGCUAUCACCAGAAUCCUAUUUUCCGGCAGAUCUCUGGCCUGGAUAACAAUGCCUCGUGGAUGACUGCCAGCACGCCGACUCUCUGACCCUUUUCCGGAUGGCUUCGUCGAGAUACCUUCUUCCUUUUUGCUACUCUCCUGGCAACGGCAAUACACUAACGCGAUGACACAGAAAUGACCGAUACCAAGUCCGCCUUUCUCAAUAGCAUUGGUACUUCCCGUGAAGUAGAAUGAAGUUCCUUGUAUAUCAUCAGAACCAAUUUUAUUAGGAGAGAGAGGAAGCCUUUUUGCUCAAGUUUCUUAAACAGCCUAACGCGUUAUGUAUAUUCGGAUUUUAUGGAAUGCAAAGAAGAAAAUCUGCGGAG